UGGCGGUGACGAGAGAUCAACGCGAGAAUUAAACACACAAAUGACCAUUUGAAUCGGAUGACAGUGUCACUGCAGCCCCGCAAAGGAAUACAGAAGUACCUUAGCCUCAACUGAGUGAAUUUACAACAACAAACACCCGGAGUUUCAUGGAAAUAAACAGCGCCCUGGAAUUAAAAUAGCUCCUGAAAUAGCUCCCGUUAACCUCGAUAUCUUAGCUAGCCUUCAACUGGAAGAUUCAACGGCCACAACAGCACCACGUUAAGGGAAUUAUUCUGUCAGAAUAACAUGAACUACGCUGUGUUCGCUUUAAAUCUCGCAUUCAAGCUCGCCCGUGGGCGCUGGGCUUGUAGAAAUAUUUGCAUCUGACUGAAUGCAUAACUAAUCGCUCUAUCUGGCAACAUUAGCCAGCAAACACCAUCUACCAGCCUUCCAAAAGUUUAGCGAGCAUCUGCGAGAGGAACACAGAGUGAACAGGUUGCAUUGAGUGUCCGUUACCUCCUGCCACCCCCUGUGGGAUGGUUCUUCAUGAGGGAAUGGUCCUGUAAGCCUCUUUCUGUCCUCCAGUUCCCAUCCCCAUAAACUCAGUGGACCACAGCCAUAGUGUUCCUCUCAAUGAAUAUCCCUCUGGAGCCAUAGAUCAAGUUACAUUGUGUGACCAUUUUCCACUGCCUCCCCCGGUGGGAUGGUUCCCCCUCUUCUUGAGAUCCCGCCCAUCUCAUAAACCCAGUGGACCACAGCCAUAGUGUUCCCCUCAAUGAGCAUCCCUCUGGAGCCUUAGAUCAAGUUUAUCAAAGGAGGGCAGGUUUAUCGGACAGCAAAGCCUGAUUUGCAAGAAUGGCUUGCAGAAGAUGGUGCAGACACUAGGGUGUGGAGGAUGAUGAGGUGUGCAUAUGCUCAAAAUGAGUGCUGCAGGGGAGAAUGCCCUUGACCCCAUCACCCCUGAGUUACGUAAGAGGAAGGGUUCGCCAUGUUACACCUCUGGUCCAAGUGUGGAGAAGCGACGGCGAGAGCUGGAAUGCCGCUACAUUGACGAACUGGCAGAGCUGCUAUCGGCCAACAUGAGUGACAUUGCCAGCCUGAACGUGAAGCCGGACAAAUGCCACAUCUUAAAGAGCACCGUGGACCAGAUCCAGCAGAUCAAACAUCGUGAAAAGGAGAAAGCAGCUCUAAUGUCUCCAGAUAAUGAGGUGCAGAAGAGUGACAUAUCGUCCAGCAGUCAGGGCAUGGUUGAGAAGGAGGCCCUUGGGCCGCUUCUCUUGGAGGCCCUGGAUGGCUUCUUUUUCGUUGUGAACCGUGAGGGGCGUGUUGUGUUUGUGUCUGAGAAUGUCACCAGUUAUCUGGGCUACACCCAGGAAGAGCUGAUGACCUCCAGUGUCUACAGCAUCCUUCAUGUGGGAGAUCACAACGAAUUUGUGCGUAAUCUGCUACCCAAGAGCCUUGUAAACGGUGUGUCAUGGCCUCAGGAGCAAGGCCGGAGAAACAGCCACACUUUUAACUGCAGGUUGCUGAAAAGACCUCCAGACGAGGUUGACUCAGAGAACCAGGAGGCCCGACAACAGUAUGAGCUCAUGCAGUGCUUCACGGUCUCUCAGCCCAGAGCGGUGCAGGAGGAUGGCGAAGACCUGCAAAGCUGUUUGAUCUGUAUAGCAUGUCGAAUGCCCCGUCCACUACCGAUCUCUGUCAGUACAGAGUCCUUCAUCACCAAGCAGGACCCUACAGGGAAAAUCAUCUCUAUUGAGACGAGUGCUCUGAGGGCCACAGGCCGACCAGGCUGGGAGGACCUGGUCAGGAAGUGCAUAUACGCGUUCUUCCAGCCUCAGGGCAAUGAGCCCUCCCAUGCCAAGAAGCUGCUUCACGAGGUGAUGACCCACGGCACGGCCAUCAGUCCUCUGUACCAGUUCACACUCAGUGAUGGGACGCCUCUCAGUGCGCAGACGCGCUGCAAAUUCUGCUGCCCCCCAAACCCAGAUGUACAGCCCUUCAUCAUGGGCAUUCACACUAUAGACAGGGAACACAACACUGCUAGCUCUCAGGAAAACACUACCAACAGCCUUCCAUCUUCUGCUGCCCCACCCUCCCGCUCACCCACCCUGCAGCCCUCCAGUGACCCCAACCUCCAUCUCAACACCAGCAAUGGCACCUGUGCCACUCCUGGACCCCCCACACCCACUCCACCUGGCUACCUGACGGCGAGCCGCAUCAGGCCCUCCCAGCAGGUCAGCAGCCCCUCGCCACUAGGCAGCCCUCUCACAACCACCCCUACCUCAUUCAUGUCGCUCAGACCUCCACGGGGCAGCCCAGGCCUGGCCAGCAGCCCUCGCUUGCCCGGCCACCCCUUUUCCCCUUCGGCGCCUGGCAUACACUCACCCGCUGGCGGUCUGAACAGGCAGCAGUCCAGCGGUGAUGGUGUCAGUUUCUCUCUCCCCUCUCCAUUUCCCUCUCAACAGACUCCAACACCCAGCAGCUCUCCAGCACGUCAGCCUCCAGCCAAACCACCUGAAUCAUCGGCUGACGAGCCUAAGAGUGCUGUGGUGAGCAACCCUAAACUCAACCAGCUCUUGGAUGCCAACCUUAGCACGGGCACAGCCGAACACGAUUCCUCCCAGCCCCAUCCUGCACCUGUGGCCCAGUGCCCGGCCUCUCAUAGCAGCCUGACUGAGCGACACAAGAUACUGCAUCGCCUGCUCCAGGACAGCAGUCCUGCAGACGCUGCUAAGGAGCCUGAUAUCAAGAAGGAGCCUCCGGCCAGUCCCGGCGCAAUAACACGUGCGCUGGGGAAGGAGCCGCAGGAUCACCAGCUGCUGCGCUUCCUGCUGGAUACAGAUGAAAACGACCUAGAGGAUCUGCCACCUCCAGCAUCCCUCAGCCUCCAGACAGUCAAGGUGAAGUCAGAAAAGAAAGGGAUCAGAGAGAACGUCCCCUGUGCUGCCCACACUGUCUGUACAAGCCCUGCGACACCUUGCUCGCCUAAAUCCAGUGACAGGCCCAGCCCGCAGAUUCUCAGUACCGAUCUGGACACUUUGAACCAGCUGUUGCCCACUCUGAAAAGCUCAGUGGGAGGUAAAGCAGUAGAGGAGCCCAACGUGGAUGACCUUUCCAUAGGGGUGAAUGUGAAGAAAGAGUCGCCAGGAUCAGUAAGCCAAUCAUACCCUGAUGGCUCCAACCUUACGAGUCAGUCCUCUUUUGAGUUCUGUGACCCCUCCGCACCAAAUCAGACUCAGGGUCAAGUCCAGGUAAAGGAUCUUGGUCACAUGGACCCUUUUCAGCCACCUAAGGAAAGCAGCAGCCCCUUUGCCAAUCCAACCAGCCUCAAUUCUUUCAACACCAACACGGGUCUGGCCAAGCAGGAACUUUCUGAUUCUCAACAGUUUCAACCCUUGUCCCUGGUUGACCCCAUGUCCUUCGAUAGCAGUUUGGGCAACCAGACACAGGCCCCUCUGUCCUCUCCUCAAGAGCAGUGUGUUCCAUCUCCGUUGGAUGAGAUGCUGUGUCCACCCACCACUUCAGAGGGCCGUAAUGAUGAGAAGGCCCUGCUGGAGCAGCUGGUCACUUUCUUGAGCCGCACAGAUGAGAGCAACCUGGCCGAGAUAGACCGAGCGCUGGGCAUUGACAAACUUGUUCAAAGUGGAUGCCUCGACCCCGUAACCCAAUCCUUUCCUCAGCCCCCAACUCCUGUGCCCAUGGACCACAAACUUCCCACCUACCCCUCCCAGUUCCCUACCUCACCCUCACAAUUCUCCGCUGAGAUGGGCACCACACAGGGCAUGAAUUUCGGGGCCCCACGGAUGCUGUUUCCAGGAAACGUGGGCAUAGCUGUGCGACCCGUUAUAAACCGAGCUCCUGGUGUGCCUAACCAGCUGCGGCUGCCACCCAACCAGCUGAGACUCCAGCUCCAGCAACGUCUUCAAAGCCCACAGCAGCUCCAGAAUAGACUUGCUACCAUGGGCCAGUUCCCACAGGGUGGGUACGUUUCCGUGGGGAUGCGUCAGGGCCUACAGCAGCCUCAGAUGCCCUCUCAGCCUCCGCUUAAUGCUCAGAUGAUGGCCCAGCGGCAGCGGGAGCUGUACAGUUUCCAGCACCGACAGCGGCAGCUUCUUCAGCAGAAAGUCAUGCUGAUGAGGCAAGGGUUGAACACCAUGGGAGCUCAGCGAGUUCCCAAGGGCCCCCAGCAGCAACAGCCACAGCAGCAGCAGUUUGGCUAUCCUCCAAGCUACAACGCCGUGCCUGGGAACACCCCUACCUCUCCGAGCCAUUUUAACCCCAUGGGAGGAGGACCUCUGGACCCCAAGCUUUCUGCCAUGGGGGGCAUGGGAAACCAAGGCAUUAUAGGAGGCAUUCAAGGGCAAUUUGAGGGGCCUGUGAACACUCCUGUUCAGCAAGGGCUUUUUCAGCAAUUUGGGGGGCCUGGCAUGAUCCAGCAAGGAGAUCCAUCCUUUGCUCCUGAGCUUAGUCCAACCAGCCCCCUUCUUUCACCUCAGAACUCCACCUCCCAGAGUCCUCUGCUCCAGAAAGCGCAACCUCCACCUGGUUAUCAGUCACCCGACAUGAAGAACUGGCAGCAAGGGGCUAUAGGCAACAACAGUAUGUUUAACCAGGCUUGUCAGCCUACCUCUCAGAGCUUUGGGCAGCAAGGUGUAUAUAACAACAUGAGUAUCACCGUGUCAAUGGCUGGGGGAUCAGGAGCGGUGGGCUCACUACCUCCCAUUGGACCAUCUGUUGGCAUGGGUAACAACAACCUUGGCAACGUCAAUUCUAUGUGUAACGAUCAGGUACAGCAGGUUCAAGUGUUUGCCGAUGUUCAGUGCACGGUAAACCUUGUGGGUAGUGACUCCUACCUGAACCAGUCAGGGCCCAUAGGGUCCCAAAAGGGCCCGAGUGGGACUGCUACAGCCCAGUCUCAGCAGAAGAGCCUCCUCCAGCAGCUCUUGACCGAGUGAGCUGCCUAACACCUGCCAGAGGACUGUCUCCACAUGCAGAGAAUUUUCAUUCUUCACUUUUGUUUUCUAUACAGUAUAUCUGCAGGGCCGGUGUCUGGGGCCCAGGCUCGUGAGGUUUCAUAGCCGUUCAACUAAGUGCUCAUUCCUGGUCACCUUUUUAAAGUCUGCUUCCUGAAUGGAGAAAAGAUCAUGUUCCAAGAAUUUGCCAAGUCUGUAAAAGGACCUGCUGCUUUUCAGGCAGUUAUAUAUGUCCUAUGAAGUCAGGCCAAUGUUGCAGUGCUUCUUGGAGAGCGGUGCAGCAGCUGAGCUCGGAUUGGUCCGAUUGGAAAUUGGGGCAGACUGUUGCCAUGGUGUUGCUAUAUUCAUGGUAUUGUUCAGUUUAUCUGAAUAUGUGACUGAUAGGCUCUCCUCAGCAGUGCCUGAUGAUGGGAGAAAUAUCCCACCUCUUUUUAUUUGUUUGUCUGUUUUGUUUUGUUUGUUUUUGUAUGUUUUUGUUCUCAAAACAAGCAUCACCAGGAUGGGAGACUGCUCUGUAGCACAUAGUUGUCUGCUGCAGGCUUUCCUGGCAAGACUGAUUUAAUAUGGCAGACUUUUAAUAUGGCAGACCCCCCCCCCCCCAGUAGCUGUGAAUACGAGCCACUUAGGGUCAACUCAGCCUAUCAGUGUUUUGCAGCAAUGUGUUGUGCAGUUUGGUAUUAUAUUGUACAGCACACCCGGACAAAGUUGUGACAUGCACAUACUUUGUAAUUUACAUAAUUGAAUUUCUCUCCAGGCAACUAGUAUUUUGAAUGCACAUCAUGGGUUUCAAAACCAGUUCUCUUUUUUUAUUUUUUUUAUAGCCACCUUUUUAUUUAAAAAAUAAAUGUUUCGAACCAAGAAGUUGUCAACACGGCUGAAUAUUAUACCGGGGGGUAUUGCGUGCUCUCAGCUCAUAUAUCAAGGUUAGAGAGACUCGGGUUUGGAUUUUUAUGAUUGAUAUUGGAUCGAAAAUCUGUUUUGAACAUACCAGUAAACAAACCUUCUGUUGCAUUGUACACAGAUACAAAAAUGUAGAUUGUACAGUGAUUUCUCAUAAGUCAUUUUCAAGGAUGCUCUUGAAAACCACAGGAGCUCUCUCCCAAAUCUGGUGGAGCGAGGUGUUGUCUCAAGUAACAUCUGAACCAUCGGCUACAUUCUCCAGCUCUUAGACUGCUCAUUUGACUACUGUUGCCCAGUCAGACACUGUUCAUCAGAAUUAUUUCCUUUAUUAAAUUAACUACUAGCCAUCCCCUUAUAUGAGUCAAGAAAACACAGUCUCAAUUCUUUGAACCUAAAGGAAUCUGACACAUGCUCCUCUCACAUAUUUUCAUUCUCCUUUAACAGUGUUUUUUCUGUUUGUGAUUCACUUUGUGGAGUUUAAUUGGUGUCUUUGUGCAUGUGCUCUGAAUACAAAGAAUGGCUCUUUUUCUCCAAUGCUACACCAGAUUACACUUGUGUAAAAAAAAAAAAAAAACGCUUUGUAUAGUGGAUCCUCAUUCAUCUAUGAAAUUCAACCGGCAGUAUGCACUGCUGAGAUUGAGACACUUUUUUGUUUAAACAGUUCUGUGACAAAGUAUUUGCCCCCUUCCUGGUUUCUUCUAUUUUUGUGUAUUUUCAUACUAAAUUGUUUUAGACCUUCAAACAAGAUAUAACAUAAAACAAAGGCAACCUGAAUAAACACAAAAGAGUUUUCAAAUAUAGAUAUGUUUUAUUGAAGCAUAAAAGUUAUCCAACACCUAUAUCAUCCAUGUGAAAAACGAACUGCCCCCUUAAACUUAACAGCUGGUUGUGCCGCCUUUAGCAGCAACAACUGCAACCAGACUCUUCCAAUAACUGGAGAUCAGUCUUUCAAAAUGCUGUAGUGGAAUUUUGUCUCACUCUUCUUUGCAAAACUGCUUUAGUUCAGCCACAAUGGAGGUUUUCGAGCAUGAACCGCCCAUUUAAGGUCCUGCCACAGCAUCUCAAUUUGGUUCAAGUCAGGACUUUGACUAGGCCACUCAAACUAUAAUUUUGCUUCUUUUGAGCCAUUCAGAGUUGGACUUACUGCUAUGCUUUGGAUCAUUGUCUUGCUGCAUAAUCCAGUUGCACUUGAGCUUCAAGUCUCUGAGUCAUGACCAGACAUUCUCCUUUAGGAUUUUUUGGUAGAGAGCAGAAUUCAUGUUUCCCUCAGUUAUUGCAAGUCGCCCUGGCCUUUGAUAGAUCACAUUACCACCACCAUGCUUGAUUGUAGGAAUGAUGUUCUUUAUGUGGAAUUCUGUGUUUGAUUUACGGCAGACGUAAUGGGACCCCUGUCCUCCAAACAGUUCCACUUUCGACUCAUCAGUCCACAGAACAUUCUCCCAAAAGCUUUGAGGAUCAUCAAGGUGUGUUUUGGCAAAAUUCAGACAAGCCUUUAUGUUCUUUUGGGUUAUCAGUCGUUUUUGCCUCGCCACUCUUUUAUGGAUGCCAUUUUUGGCCAGUGUCUUUCUGAUUGUUGGGUCAUGAACAGUAACCUUUAUUGAUAUGAGAGAGGCCUGCAGUUCCUUGGAUGUUGUCCUUGGCUUUGUCCUUGGCUUUUUUGUGACACCCUGGAUGAGUCGUGACAGCUCUUGGAGGAAUUUUGGAAGGCCGACCACUUCUGGGAAGGUUCACUACUGUUCCAAGUUUUCUCCAUUUAGGGAUAAUGGCUCUCAUUGUCGUUCUUUGGAGUCCCAGAGCCUUUGAAAAAGCUUUGUAACCCUUCCUAGACUGAUGUAUUUCAAUCACCUUUUUCCUCAUCAUUUCUGGAAUUUCUUUUGACCUUAGCAUAGUGUGCUACUGGUUGAGACCUUUUAGCCAACUUCAUGCUGCUGAAAAGUUCUAUUUAGGUGUUGUUUUGAUUGAACAGGGCUGGCAAUAAUCAGGCCAGGGUGUGUCUAGUCCAGCUGAACCCCAUUAUGAAUGCAGUUUCAUAGAUUUGGGGAUUUAUUAUAAUACCCAGUUGGUAUUGGAUAACUUUUUUACUUCAAUAACAAAAACGGGAAAUCAUGAUGGGGCAAAUACUUUUUCACAGCGCUGUACAUGUGCAUAGACAUUACAAAAAGCACGUUGAUUUGAAUAAUUAUUGAAAUUUAAGAUUAUUAGUCUGUGUUUUUCCAGGUUCUGGCUCACCUGAAGAACACUGACAUUGUAACAUACAUUUCUGCCCCCUGCUUCGUGGAACAGGCAUUCCUGUAUAUAUCAAAAUAGUUGGCUUUUAGAAAAACGUUUUAUGCAGUUGAUCAGAUUCUUUAAUUUGUCUUUUUUUAAAUGAACCCUUCCUGUCAUCAUUUCCAAGUUUCUGUGUUUAUGCCAAAUAUACCAAACUAGCGAACAGUGCUUAUUAAAAAAUGGGUUGAUUUUAUUUUAUUUAAAAUUAUUAUACUUUUUUUUUUUCAUAUUUGAUCUUGGUUACAAUGGCUCUUACAGUCAGUACACAACAUUGAGGUACAAUAGAACUAUUCAGAACCUGGUUUAUCAAAGUAUUGUGUAAAUAACAGAUAAAUGUGAAUAUGUAUCUGUUCAGAAUCAACAAAAUAUAGUGCUCCGAGUUUGUGGUAAAAUCUACUUGCUUCCAUUUAUUUUCUUUUUUUUUUCUUUUUCUUAUGUAUAUGGCUGUCUGAAUGCUUGUACGUGUGUGAUUAAUACUGUAUAUCUGGUGUUUAAAAUGGAAACAGACAAAUGUCAUGAAUUGAUUUGAUUUCUUUCUUUUUUGAAUACCUACAACUUUUCCUGUGGGUGUUGAGUUUGCUCUAUAUGUGAGAAUGGUUUUGUGACUGCUGAAUGUGACUUUGCUGAGGGAGAAGCAGCAUGGACUGGCUUGUGUACGGGUUAAUUAAAAAAAAAAAAAGGCCAUAUUAUUUAAUUUCUCUGUUGUCAAAAUUUAAUCAGCUCUGACAAAGUGGAACCUUGGUUUGAGAACAGUACUGGGUUGUUGUUGUGGGGUUUCUUCAACUGCCUGAUGUAGUUUUGCCAUGUGUUACUCUCUUUAAGAUGAGAACAAAUUAAUGACCAAAGCUUAAAGAUACUAAAAGAUUCAUAUCAUAUGCUAGGUUCAUGCAAUUGGACAACUGUAGCAUUCAGUUUUUCCUGAAUAGGCAUCCCAUACCCUGUUUAUCAUGUGUAUAAUGCUACCGUGUUGUUCCACAGUUUGUGCUUUGAGUUUUUAUUUAAUUUAUAUUGUUGUGGACAUUAUUCCCCUACCUAGAUACAAGCGGUUGAAUUAUCUGAUUAUUUUGUAACUUUUUUAUUUAGAGAGCACUAUAUGUUAAAGUGUAAUUAGGUUUCCGGCGUGCCGGAACGUCUUGUGCAGUUUGCGUUUCAAAUUUCAGCAUCAGCACAGUUUACGCGCUCUGCAGGUGUGUAGCCUAGUUUUUUAGACAAGUGGACAGUUUGGGGGUUUGCGCAUCUUUGGCACACGUGCCUGCUGUUGACAGUGCAGAACGAGUGUUACAAAGCAGUCGCAGCGUGCAUGCCUCAAAUGCGACCUUAUAUACCUUAUUCAAGGUUGAUUCAUCUUUGAUUUUAAUAGGAAUGACAAUGAGGCUGUGUUCGAUAGGCUUACCAAUUAUUCAAUGGCACGCACGGUAUAAAGCUGUAAAAAGCUUGUCGAGUUAUUGUCUGGAGUUUUUUAUCUACUCAAUGUUUUGGAAAGAUAUUUUUCAAUGUUUUGUCCACUGAAUGAUCCAAAAACACUUUAAACUGCAGUACAGCCCAUUGAAGAGGCUUUAAGUCUAUCCUUAACAGCCUUGUUGUGAUUCCCAUAAAAAAAUCAAAGAUGGCACUGCUGUAAAUAAGGUCUAUGGGCUCGUGCUUUUGAAAUCAAUAGACUAUACUUUGAAAGGCUGAGUGCAAGACGGAACGGCACGAAGAAUACCUUAGCAUUUAAUAGAUAAAUAUAUUAGACCUUCCCCUGUUGCUACUGAUUAACCAAACAUGCAAAUGCCUCAUUGUGAGGAACUCUAGUCACUGUUUUCAAAUAGAAACAUUUAUAAAAGCUAGCUAUGCAGGUUGAAUUUAUAGUAUUUGGCUUUUGAUUUAAAACUGACACAACUCGAAACAAUUAUUAUGUUGACUGUAGGAUUCUAGUCCAGAACUGAUGCAGGUUAACUAUUUUCUCCUGUUUUUCCAUAAUUUAUAGCUCAGAACAAGUGGUUUUGAGAUACUCUGUCGAAAGAAAUCAUAAUGAUGCAACUAUAUGUAUAUAUUUGAAUUUAUUUAGCUAGGUUCUUUAUACCAAAUUUGAGGUGCCUCUUGUACAUAUUUUCUGCAUAGAGGACUGCUCCUCACCGUUUGAUGAACGCUUUCUUGUUUGUGAGGAUUUUCGUAUUCUGACCUUUUUAAGACUUUUGCUGUAUUUUACACUGAUUUUUUUACUAAAACAUAAAUGUACCAGGAACUUGCAAGGAAUACAAUCUAGUUUUGCACUUUAUACAUUAAUUACAAGGAAAGAGGCCAUUUUUAAGUAGCACGUUAAAAUCUGAAUAUAGUCACACAUUUGAAAAAUUACCCCUGAAUGUAUUUUGCAAAGUGAAAUGUAAUUUCACUUUCUAAAGAAACUUUAAAAUAUCUCAGGUUCUUCAGAAAGAACUUGGUCGAUUGGAUACCAUUAAAAGAUCAGGGUUGCUUGAGCCUUUGCUAUGGGUGUUUUUCUGCUGCAGAUCUAACUAUGCCUAAAUACAGUUGAAUUCAGAAAUGUAUAUACAACUUAGACAAAUACAUUUAAACUCAGUUUUUCACAAUUCCUGACACAUCCAGAACUGAUGUAACUGAGUCAGGUUUGUAGGCAUCCUUACUUGCACACACUUUUUCAGUUCUGCCCACAAAAUUUCUAUCAGAUUGAGGUCAGGUCUUUGUGAUGGUCUCUCCAAUAUCUUGACUUUGUUGUCCUUAAGCCAUUUUGCCACAACUUUGUAUAUAUGCUUGGGGUAAUUGUCCAUUUGGAAGACCAGUUUGUGACCAAGCUUUAACUUACUGGCUGAUGUCUUUAGAUGUUGCUUCAAUAUAUCCACAUAAUUUUCCUUCCUCAUUAUGCCAUUUAUUUUGUGAAGUGCACCAGUCUCUCCUGCAGCAAAGCACCCCCACAACAUGAUGCUGCCACCCCUAUGCUUCACGGUUGGGAUUGUGUUCAUCAGCUCGCAAGCCUCACCCUUUUUCCCUCCAAACAUAAUGAUGGUCAUUAUGGCCGAACAGUUCAAUUUUUAUUUAAUUAGACCAGAGGAUAUUUCUCUGUGCACUUGCAAACUGUAGUCUGGCUUUUUUAUGGCAGUUUUGGAGCAGUGGCUUCAAACUAGCUCAGCAGCCUUUCAGGUUAUGUUGAUAUAGGACUCUUUUUACUGUGGAUAUAGAUACUUGUCUACCUGUUUCCUCCAGCAACUUCACAAGGUCCAUUGCUGUUGUUCUGGAAUUGAUUUGAACCAAACUCCAUUCAUCUCUAGGAGACAGUGUGCGUCUCCUUCCUGAGCUGUAUGAUGGCUGUGUGGCCCCAUGGUGUUCUGUACUUGUGGACUAUUGUUUGUACAGAUGAACUUGGUACCUUCAGAUAUUUGGAAAUUGCUCCCAAACCAGACUUGUGGAGGUCCACAAUUUGUUUUCUGAGGUUUUGGCUGAUUUCUUUUGAUUUUCCCUUUAUGUCAAGCAAAGAGGCACUGAGUUUGAAGGUAUGCCUUAAAAUACAUCCACAGGUACACCUCGCUCCAAUUAGCCUAUCAGAAGCAAAUUGCCUAAAGUCUUGACAACAUUUUCUGGAAUUUUCCAAGCUGCUUAAAGGCACAGUCAACUUGGUGUAUGUAAACGUCUGACACACUGGAAUUCUGAUAUAGUCAAUUAAAAGUGAAACACUCUGUAAACAAUUGUUGGAAAAAUUACUCAUGUCAUGCACAAAGUAAAUGUCCUUAACGACUUGCCAAAACUAUAUUUUGCUAAUAUGAAAUCUGUGGAGUGGUUAAAAAAUGUGUUUAAUGACUUCAUCCUAAGUGUAUGUAAACUUAUGGCUUCAACUGUAUCUUAUUCAGGUACUCCACCUCCCCUUACCCUAUCCUUUUAGCCAGUACACUCAUUUUCAGACCUCCUGGCAUUAUCUUUUCAAGACAUUCCUCAAUUGACUCUGCUUUCAGCUCAUUGCCAUUUGCGUUCGCUGUAUUGUAGACUUUGAGAAUCGGUGCAGGCCACUCCGUGCCAAGUGCUAAUAACCAUUUAUGCAAACUCGUACAAUCUGCAUUGUGUCAUAGUAGUGAAUCCAGCGUAUCGUCCACCACACACUCUCCUCGUCAUUCAGAUGUCAUCUUUAUAUGGUAUCAUCUAUAGUAGCUACUGUUUACCUAAGAUUUUUUGCAUAUUCUAAGUGCUGCCUUAUUAAUAGAUAUUGGUUGUAUUGGUGAAGGAAAGUCAUGUGUUUGUAACUCCACUGAAACCAGGACUUGUUCCACCAGGGCAAGGUUCCACUUUUCACCUGUAAAAUUAAUAUAAAUAAACAAAUAUAUAUAUAAAGAUAUUUACAUUUUACUCAUUUUGUCCUGUUUUGUAUAAUACUUGUAAAACUUUUUUCCCUUAAGAAGCAUCAUUGCAGCUGUGUGGGACAUUAUGAAUGAAGAUGUAUUUCGGAGACUUUUGCAUGUUUUUGUUUUCUCUAUAUCCAGGUUUAUCUGGAGAAUCCUACCUUUCUUAGGACGUUGUAGACAAUCAGUCACAUGCUGGGUCCAGCACCUGCAGGGAUUGUCCUGCGGGCUGCAAAACUGUGUUUCGCAUCUACUGAAUCAGUCUUAUUUUUCUUGUCCAUUUCAUGGAAUUAUGUGGCUGCUCAAACUGAGAUUUGAAGUUUACACAUACAUUACACAUAUAUGCAUAUAUACACUCUGACAAACAAGAAACGUUCAUGGACACCUCAUGCAUAUGCCCCCUUUGUUGCUUUUCCAAGGUGAAGAUACCUUGAAGGAAAUUAUGCUUUUACUAACAGAUCUCUAUAACAUCCAUGAAUGUGAGAAUGCAACACAUUGCAAUAAAGCACCAUGUAAAAAGGACUGCCAGUGCCAUGUUUGUCUACAUCUGCAAACUGAACAUAUGGACCUUCACAAACCCUGUCUAGAAGAACUGAAAUUGGUAACACUUCACAGUAAAGGUGUAGUCUUGUGGCUGUACUUCUGAAACAGAAUGAUAUAUGUAAUAUGCUGAUGUGAUCGUUGCUAGCCUAAGAUUCAAGUUAUUUGAACAGAUAAAAUUUAAGUUGGUUUAACUCAA
Molecule: messenger RNA, 13187 nt
Organism: Xyrauchen texanus (razorback sucker)
Lineage: Eukaryota; Metazoa; Chordata; Actinopteri; Cypriniformes; Catostomidae
Product: nuclear receptor coactivator 1-like
Exons: 23
Coding region: 891-4937 (1348 amino acids)
Biological process (GO): cellular response to hormone stimulus; positive regulation of transcription by RNA polymerase II
Cellular component (GO): nucleus
Molecular function (GO): protein dimerization activity; nuclear receptor binding
Source: RefSeq, a predicted model, not a curated record